Linum trigynum is the source of this 6050-nucleotide messenger RNA. The record is from the annotation of a GenBank genome assembly. NCBI's taxonomy places the organism in Eukaryota, Viridiplantae, Streptophyta, Magnoliopsida, Malpighiales, Linaceae.
CUUUUUAUUACACAAGAGCUCCGGAUAAGAAACAAAACACUAGGGAACCCAAAUGAAUGCAGGAGUAAUUUUUGUGUAGGAAAAAAUGAUGUCUGGUUGUGGGGACUCAACUAAGCUGCUGGGCAGAAUUGUGGCGCAAGUUACCUACUGCCAUUGAUGCUCUUACGAAAGAUUACAAACUUUGCCCUGUUUGAUCUCAUUUUACUGCUCGAUUACUAUAGAGAGUUUCGAUGAAGAGAUACGCGGCUAAGAAGAUGGAUCUUCGGCGCUAACUUCGCGAGGUUUGAUCUCGUUUUAGUACUGAAACGUGCUUUCAGAACAAAAUUACAAGUUGUGUGAAUAUGGUUUGACUGUAAAGUAUCGCCAUCGUAUGCAAAACGAUAAUCCUACCUCAACAACGAUUCAUUUGAGUGCGGUCACAUGUGUCGUAGACAAAUACAUCAAGCAGCACUACGAGCAACGUCAAGACUUUUCGUCGCCACGCAGCAACCGCUGAUCUCGAGUCGAACUCGCAAGUGCCCCCUUUCAUUUUUUAUUAUUUAAAAAAUUUUGAAUGGAAUCUUCUGAUUGGAACACAGCUGGACAGGACAGUGACUCAACAACCCACACGUUCCCCAUUUGUAGAACUAUAUUAUUGCUUCACUUAAAGCUUCAUUCCUUAUUUUAGAUGCAUGGAAAGUGAUAUCAGCUGGGGACUGUUUUUCUGUGGUUAGCUAGUGUCCAUGAAACCGUAUCGUACCGGCGGUUAAACCACGAAAUACUGGUAUUGGAGGCUAAAUCGAUAGAUGAUAUUUACCGGUAUAAUGGUUGAACAACGGUUAAACCACGAUUUAACCAUAAAAUACCCUACCGCUAACUUUCUCGGUACGGUCUCCGGUACGGUUUCAUGGACCAUAGCUUCUGUUUGAAUUUUUUCGAGUUUGGGCUGUUCAAGUCAAGCCACUUAAAAUUUAAUAACCUAACCUUAAAUUGGGCCCUUCAUUAAUGGCCUUACUUACUAAUUCUUUAUGAUAUUGGGUGAGUUUUACCGAUUAAAUUGUAUAGCCACGGUGAAAUUCGAAAUGAUUGUUAUGUUUCGUACACAGUUGAGUCACUAUCAUUAUAUUCUUGAACGGUAAUUAGUGUCGAGAUUUGUACAAACAUUGCUUAUUAAUUAGUAAAAGUAAAAGGUGGUGAAAAUUGCUUGUUAUUCAUAAUUUUUUUUUUUUGCUUAUUAGUAAAAGAAUUUCCCACUAGUAGAAAAUUAGUGCAAAAAUCAAGCUAAUUAAAACCAUGUUCAAGAUAAUCAUUCAGACAAGCAUCGAAUAACAUGUCAAUAAUAUAACUUCUCAGGAGACAUGAAUUAGAAGAUCUUUUCCUCUUAAAUGUGUAUGAAUAUGAAUGAAAAUAUAUCAAUUUUUUUAAGUACCGGUAAGUAAGGUACAUAAUGCAGGAGUAGUCACAACUAUUUUUUACUAACUUUCACACUAAACACACAAGUCACAUAACUAAAGAAGGAUAACGUAGAACUCGCCGCACCACGAUAACUUGAAUUUCUUUAGACAAAUCAUGUACAAUUUAUCAUUGAUCGACGUUCAAUUAAAAUGGUGUAUCUUAAUAUUUUAAACGAAUCAAGUUACAUGCAUUGAAUCAAUUUUGAAAAGAACCUUAUACAUAAAAAUGCAACACAAGAGUAACCAUCCACGUUGAGAGGUAGAGGGUUAUAACCGAAACCGAGUUCCAUGACACUUCCUUGAGUUGAAGAAACACACCAAAAUCUAGUAUUAUUAAUAUGCCUGAUAAGAGGAUGCAGAUAACUAGAGAAAAUCAUUGAACUUUCUAUGCUAAGUUGCUAACAAUAAUUGGAAGAAAAAAUUGGAUUUCAAUUUCACAAUAACGAUGACAACCGCUAAACAAUUCAAAUAGUUUAGCAUGGAUGAUUUGGAUCAUAUCUAUAUGAUCACAGUCGAUGCCUAGGUAACGGGAGGAAAUCAUCGAGAGUAAAACAAUAUAAGGAAAAAAUAACGAGAGUGAUAUUGGGACACGGCGAGUUAAGAGAAAAUCAAAACAGAAAAAUAUAUGAAACUAAUAUCGACAAUAUGUCGAGAGAAAAAAUACAUUUAGUAGAGAAGAGAAUAAAAUAAAGGCAAAAUACAGCUGUAUAUUCACAACUAUUAGGUUUGUGACAAAUAUAUUCACAACUAUCGAAAUACACGAAAUAUCCAUUUCCGUCCACUCCGUUAACUCCGUCAGUUAACUUGAUGACUGGACAGACGGUGGAUGCUUAGUUGGCGUGUUUCUGACCCCACUAAAUGAUGUGGAUUAAAAGAGGGAAAAAAAAAUAGGCAAAAUACAUUUGUAUAUCCACAACUAUCAGGUUUGUGACAAAGAUAUCCACAACUAUCGAUAUACACGAAAUAUCCAAAAAUCGGAAGGUUGUGUGACAAAUCUAUUCACUUUCGUCUAAAACUAUAACGACGUGGCAGACGGCGUUAAAUUGACUAACGGAAUGCUAAAUCGAUGUCAUCUCACCUGCCACAUAAGCCAAAAAGCAACCAAACUUUACACCGUUAUCUGUUAGACCUCGCUGCUGCAGUCUUCUCUGUUGGCGAUUUGGUUAGAUUCAAGCUUUUUUUGUUUGAGAUUCAAACUUGGUAUCACCAUGGCUCCGACUGCAUGGAAGAUGUCAGAUUAAAAGGGAGGCAAUGGUUGGGGAUUGUGGUUGGAAUCAAAAUCUGGGCUUGGGGUAGGGUUAUUUGGGGGUGGAGGCAUCGAUCGGAGGAGGAUCAGUGGUUAUCGGGCAUGUUUCUGGUUUGGAUUUUUAGUCUCGCCGUCUGUGGUUUUUAGGGUUUUUAAAUUUUUUUUCUCUUUUAAUCCACGACAUUCAGUGGGGCCCGGAAACACGACAACUAAGCAUCCACCGUCUGUCCAGUCAUCAAGGUAACUGACGGAGUUAACGGAGUGGACGGAAAUUGAUAUUUUAUGUAUUUCUAUAGUUGUGGAUAUAUUUGUCACAAACCUGAUAGUGGUUGAUAUAUUUGUCACAAACCUGAUAGUUGUGGAUAUACAACUGCAUUUUGCCUUUAUUCAACUAGCCUAUUUGGCAUCUAGGUGUAAAGUUUGGUUGCUUUUUGGCUUAUGUGGCAGGUGAGAUGACAUGGAUUCAGCAUUCCGUUAGUCAAUUUAACGCCGUCUAACACGCCGUUAUAGUUUCAGACGGAAGUGGAUAGAUUUGUCACAAAAUCUUCCGAUUUUUGGAUAUUUCGUGUAUUUCGAUAGUUGUGGAUAUAUUUGUCACAAACCUGAUAGUUGUGGAUAUACAACUGUAUUUUGCCUAAAAUAAACGAAGGAAAAAAGCCAGCAUUCAUGCAAAAUAGGCCACGUGUCGAAACUCGCCGGCAGCACCCUCCCGUCGUCGCUCGACUAUCUCUCUGUCUCUCUUCCGGCCGCCUAGCUAUCGCCAUCACAUUUCGAUCCACAUUGCCAGCAAAAGAAAGCUCUCCGCAAAACCAAUUGCAGACUCAAUGCACAGAGUGACUUAAAAACUCAAAACAUUGGCCCGUAGCAAUUGACCUAGAGAAGCGAUGCAGAGCAUAUUAUCAUACGCGACGGUCGGCGAAAAUGCGUCGCCGGAGCACGCCGAAGUCGUCCCCAUUACGAUAUUCGUGGCAGUGCUCUGCCUCUGCUUGGUAAUAGGCCAUUUGCUCGAGGAGAAUCGCUGGGUUAACGAGUCCAUCACCGCCAUCUUCAUCGGAGGCGUGACUGGAAUCCUGAUCUUGGUCCUCCGGAAGGGGAAAAGUUCUCACCUUUUGAGGUUCAGUGAGGAACUCUUCUUCAUUUACCUCCUUCCCCCAAUCAUCUUCAAUGCCGGAUUUCAGGUGAAGAAGAAGCAGUUCUUUCAGAACUUCAUCACUAUUAUGCUGUUUGGGGUUGUUGGGGUUUUCAUCUCAACAGUCAUUAUCUCCCUAGGCAGCUGGUGGCUGUUUCCUAAGCUUGGAUUCGUCGGCCUCACGCCACGAGAGUACCUCGCUGUAGGGACUAUAUUUUCGGCGACCGAUUCAGUGUGCACCCUGCAGGUUCUUCAGCAAGAUGAAACUCCUUUGCUCUACAGCAUAGUGUUUGGGGAAGGAGUAGUGAACGACGCAACCUCAGUCGUUCUGUUCAAUGCUAUACAGAAGAUGGAUGUCAGCAAGAUCGACUCGCAAACAAUCCUCAGUGUCGUACGAAGUUUUCUGUACUUGUUCUCCACCAGCACUGCUCUUGGAAUCGGUGUUGGCCUCCUGACUUCACUUGUUCUUAAAACACUCUACUUUGGGAAACACUCGAGCAUACGUGAACUCGCCAUGAUGGUCUUAAUGGCGUAUCUAUCGUACAUGCUCUCCGAGCUGCUGAAGCUAAGUGGGAUUCUCACCGUUUUCUUUUGUGGAAUCGUCAUGUCACAUUAUUCUUGGCACAAUGUGACAGAAAGUUCCAGGAUCACAGCCAGACAUGUUUUUGCCAUGCUGUCCUUUGUCGCGGAGACGUUCAUAUUUCUCUACGUGGGAAUGGACACUUUUGACAUGGAGAAGUGGAGGAUGACUAAAUUGAGCUUUGGGACUUCCCUUGGGAUCUAUAGCACAAUAGUGUUCCUGAUAUUGGUGGGGCGUGCUGUAUUCGUGUUUCCACUCUCCGCAUUUUCCAACUUCAUGAACAGAAACAAAACAUCCCCACUCACCUUCAAACAACAAACUGUUAUUUGGUGGGCUGGCCUGAUGAGAGGUGCAGUCUCUAUCGCUCUUGCUUUUAAACAGUUCACCUAUUCUGGUGUCACGUUGAAUCCCAUCAAUGCAACAAUGAUCACGAACACCAUCAUCGUCGUUCUCUUCACUACAUUGGUAUUUGGUUUCUUGACGAAACCCCUAGUAAAUUACCUAAUCACACACGGAAUGAGAAACCAGAACAAUCAUGGAGCUGGAGAAGGAGGAGAACAACCAAGGUCCCCGAAAGACGAUGUGGUGCUUCCUUUGCUGUCCUUCGAUGAAUCUGCUUCGGCUAACAUGCAAAUCGCAAGGGAUAAUUUCUCCAUGUUGAUGGACAGGCCGGUCUACACUAUCCAUCACUACUGGAGGAGGUUUGAUAAUGCCUACAUGAGACCCAUUUUUGGUGGCCCUCGGCACAAUCCAUCAGAAUGCUGAGUUUCUACCACAACUACUACUACUCUCGCUCAAGUCCCGACCAUUUCUCCAUUGAGGAAUACCAGAAUCGCCGGUAGUGGAAUUAGCCUAAGGUUAGGGGAGAAAGGGGUGUGGUUCUUUGACUUGGUGCCUAGAAUAUGCAGGUAGCGAAUUCUAAAUGCAGAGGCCGAGAUUGCCAGAGAAUGUGUAGUCUCAUGGAAGGAAUGGCAGCGAUGCCAAGUUUUGGAAGUUUUGCUGGUGAAAGCUACUGUUUCGAUCUAAAUGUAAAUGAUUUUAGUGAACUCUGCAACAAACAUUUUUAGUGAAAAAUGGACCUUCCUUACUGCAUCAAACGUUGAACUAUGUUGAUCCGUAAAUCAUCAGAAAAGUACAAGAACGAAGUUCACUUAAUAGGCCAAAUCUCCUUACUCAUCGACGUCCUUUUCAAGGCGCUGCAACCAUCAAAAGCCAUUUCAAACUUUAGAGUUCAGGGAAUCAUCACUUCAGCUCGCCAUAGCUGCAUAAAAGAAGUCACCAAAUCAACCCAAAAUGCACCGAGGGAGGAGGAACUUACAUUGUCGGCAGAUGAUGAGCUGGGACAGGUCAACCCGGCAAUUGCUGUUUAGCCUGGCAGCGGCGGAGCUAGCACCAUCUGAGCCUCCUUUGGUCGCAGUAGCUGCAGUCAGUGAUAGCACUACUACAAGCACGCAGAAGAGCAGAAGAACUUUAAGGUCUGCCAUUGACCUGCCUCCUGAUGUAGGCUUUCAGGACUGAAGAGUGUACAAGGCAAAGUCGGUUGCAGUUUGGUUGAGCUUAGUUUUAUAAGAAGCCAAAAAGAAACUUUAGUAGCCAUCUGCUUACCAGUUUGUUGCAGGGAUGCACGGGAAGGAUGAACAACAUUAAACAAAACUCUUUUCC